This is a messenger RNA of Bathycoccus prasinos, 1605 nucleotides long. RefSeq names its product acyl-CoA dehydrogenase. The transcript has a single exon. Bases 1 to 1605 code for a protein of 534 amino acids. NCBI's taxonomy places the organism in Eukaryota, Viridiplantae, Chlorophyta, Mamiellophyceae, Mamiellales, Bathycoccaceae. Gene Ontology annotation, molecular function: acyl-CoA dehydrogenase activity; flavin adenine dinucleotide binding. The record is from RefSeq and is a predicted model, not a curated record.
AUGGAGGAUGCAGAGAAGAGAGAACUUCCUUCGUACUCGCGAGCGGAAGUUUCGAAACAUAACUCGCACGAAUCGAAUUGGAUCGUCGUGGACGAUUUCGUCUACGACGUGACAAAAUUCGCAAAGUUUCAUCCGGGCGGGAAACAGUUCAUCGAUCGCGUCGCCGGCUCGGAUUCCACGAACGCGUUUUAUAAGUAUCACCGACGGGAUGUCUUAGAGACCGUGGCGAAGAAGUUUCGAAUCGGAUGCAUCAGAGAAGAAGAAAGAAGGAAAGGGAAAGAGAGAACUUUGGAGAAGAAAAAAGGCGACUUGGAGUUGGUGCCGUACGCGGAGCCGGCGGCGUUCGCGCCGUCGGUCUCGGGCAAACCCACGAGUUUGUAUUACAACGAAACGCACGUGAAGUUUCGGAAAGCGUGCAGGUUGUUUUUUGAUACGCACGUCGCGCCUACGUGCGUCAAAGCGGACGAGAAUGGUGAACAUCCGACGAAAGAAGUGUACGAGUUGCUCGGUAAAAACGGUUUGCUCGUCGCGCGGAUGCCGAAAGGACCGUGGAUGCGCGACGUCGUUGAAAACUGCGGCGUAGAGUUGUUAGGCGGAGUACACGUGAACGAGUUCGAUUCGUUUCACGAGCUGAUUGCGCACGAAGAGACGUGCCGGUUAGGCGUGCCUGGGUACGUCGAUGGCUUAGGCGCUGGACUCGUCAUCGGCCUUCCGCCGGUGUUGCAGUUUGGGAGACCGGACGUCGCCAGGACAGUCGGGAGGGAGGUUUUGUUAGGAAAGAAGAGGAUAUGCUUGGCGAUUUCGGAACCGGCGGCUGGCUCUGACGUCGCCGGUUUACAAACCAUCGCGACGAAAGAUCCGUCGACUGGGGAUUAUAUCGUCAACGGCGUCAAGAAGUGGAUCACGAACGGACAAUUUUCUGAUUAUUUCACCACCGCGGUGAAAAUGCAAGACGGGACGUUUUCGUUGUUGCUCAUAGAUCGAGCGUGGGGCGGCGUGGACACAAAACCGAUUAAAACGUCGUAUUCACCGUCAGCGGGGACCGCAUACGUGACGUACGAAAACGUUCGCGUGCCCAAGGAAUAUUUACUCGGGAAAGAAGGGAAAGGUUUCAUGUACGUCAUGUUCAAUUUCAAUCACGAGAGAUGGUAUAUCGUCGCCGGCACAAACGCUGCGAAUAGAUUGGUUUUAGCCGAGUGUUUCAAAUGGGCCAACCAACGCAUCGUGUUCGGGAAGAAGUUGAUCGAACAGCCGGUGAUUCGAGGGAAAUUGGCCAUCAUGGCCGCGCAGAUUGAAGCAGUGCAGGCGUGGACGGAACAAAUCACGCACCAAAUGAACGUCUUGUCGCACGAAGAACAAUCCGUAGUGUUGGCGGGUCCCAUAGCGCUUCUGAAAUUCUUUUGCACGCGCGUGGCGAAUUUGGUCUCGGACGAGGCGUGCCAAAUCUUUGGCGGACGCGCGAUUACGAGAACUGGGAUGGGACGCAUCAUCGAAGCGUUUCAGAAAUCCAAUAAGUUCGCGGCUAUUCUAGGUGGCUCGGAGGAGAUUAUGGCUGAUUUAGGUAUAAGGCAAGCCAUGAAACACAUGCCGAACGCGCGAUUGUAA